GUCAGCCAGCAAAGCCAGAAGAGAAGGUCCACUGAUGACAGAGAUGGAGCUGCUGUCCGAUUGCCCGGUGCACACCUCCGUGCCGGACAAGUACGUGUUGCCCCCGGAGAAGCGCCCUUCGCUCCUCGACGACGAACCCAGCUCCGAUGUUGCCAUACCGGUCAUCGACCUCCACGGCGCCGCCGUCUCCGACGACUGCCGGCGCCAGCUGGUCGCCGCCAAGAUCAUCAAGGCCAGCAAGGAGUUCGGCAUCUUCCAGGUGGUGAACCACGGCGUGGCGGAGGUCGUGGUGCAGGGGUUCCGCGAGGCGGCGGCGGGGUUCUUCGCGAUGCCGGCGGAGGAGAAGCUGCCGUACCUCUCCGAUGACCAGAGCAAGCACUUCCGCGUCUCCUCCAGCACCCCCUAUGACCGGAACGGGGACCGCUAUUGGCUGGACUACCUCAAGAUCAACUGCCACCCCGUCACCGACGAGCACGUCCGAGAGUGGCCGAACAAGCCGGAAAGCUUCAGGAGCUCCCUCGCCGAGUACUCCGCGACGGUGCACGAGCUUGCACAGACGCUGCUCCGGCUCAUCGCAGAGGGGCUCGGCCUCGACGAUGGAUUCUUCGCCGGCGACCUCAGCGGCGGCAGCACCCAGAUGAACGUCAACUACUACCCGUCGUGCCCGGACCCGAGCCUCACGCUGGGCCUCCUCCCGCACUGCGACCGCCACCUCCUCACCGUGCUCUCCCAGGGCGACGUCGCCGGGCUGCAGGCGAGGCACGGCGGGCGGUGGCUCCUCGUCCGUCCCGUCCCUGGCGCCUUCGUCGUCAACCUGGGCCACCAGAUGGAGAUCAUCACCAACGGGCUCCUGGCCAGCGUGGAGCACCGCGCCGUCACGAACACCGACGCGGCGAGGCUGUCGGUGGUGACCCUCAUCAUGCCCAAGAUGGAGUGCCGCAUCGGGCCGGCGCCGGAGAUGGUGAACGAGGCGACGGGACCCGCGAAGUUCAGGGAGUUCGAGUUCAGCGAGUUCAUGAAGGCCUACAGCGCCGCCGCCGCCAGCAGGGAGGACGUGCUCUACUACUUCAGGAUCCACCAGUAGCUCGGGGUCAGCCGCUCCAUAAAUAAAUAAGGAAACAGAGAAGAACGAGGACCCGUCGCGCAUGCGUGCGUGGCCUUCGUGCGCCGCCAAGACCACUGGGAUUUCCUUUUUGGGAGUUCCUUCUCUCUCACCUCUCUCAAUGCAUCCCCACGCACGCACGUCCUCCUCUUCGUUCGCGCGCCUCGAUCAAUCUCAACCCCAAUUAAUUUCGCCCUC
This is a messenger RNA of Triticum aestivum (bread wheat), 1300 nucleotides long. RefSeq names its product 2'-deoxymugineic-acid 2'-dioxygenase. The transcript has 2 exons. Bases 35 to 1084 code for a protein of 349 amino acids. The record is from RefSeq and is a predicted model, not a curated record. Lineage: Eukaryota; Viridiplantae; Streptophyta; Magnoliopsida; Poales; Poaceae.